Trypanosoma rangeli is the source of this 486-nucleotide messenger RNA. RefSeq lists its product as uncharacterized. Bases 1 to 486 code for a protein of 161 amino acids. The transcript has a single exon. The record is from RefSeq and is a predicted model, not a curated record. NCBI's taxonomy places the organism in Eukaryota, Euglenozoa, Kinetoplastea, Trypanosomatida, Trypanosomatidae.
AUGCUGCGUGUGGCGAACGAGGCGGUCCGGCGAGGGAAACAGGCAUCGAGGCUGCAGCCAGUUUCAGUCAUCAACGCCGGUUUACUGGUGCACCUUUGGUGGCUUCUCGCCGCAAUGGAUGCGCUGACGGAGACGAGGCGUAACAAUUCCUUGCGGGAGAUUUCUUUCUGGUCCCCAGCCAAAUUUCUUUUAGUACCCAUGAGCAGCGAAAGCAGCAAGAGCUGUCGAGUUUUAUUUGUCAACUCUUCGCUGCCUACGCGCGGGUUGUGGAGGCCUCCCGGGAACCUCUUCAACAUGUUGAGUCUCUCGCCGUCGUCACUUGAGGUUCAAUCACUGCCGUUGUGUCAUCUCCGUGAAACUCCCGACAAAACUUGCAGGCGCCUUCUGCACGGUGUCGAGCCAGGCAUAGAUGAGGCGAGAGACAGUGAGCAAGAGGCCGACCCACGGAGAAUCGUGGAGGCGGCAACCGAGCAACGAGAGACGUAA